GAUCGAGAGCUUGGAUGCACGCCGCCGCGAGCUCAAAGCUUCUUUCCUCAGUUCUACUGUACUUGCAACCUUGCUGCUCGCCAUUGUCGUCUCUCUCACGAUACCGUUGUUACGUGUGACUUUCCCUAUUACCUGAGUAUUGACUAGGAACUAUUCGACGCGUUACAUUCUUCGACUGCCACCAUGAGGUUUACUAAACCAGCUUGGGUUAUGCACAAAGAUUCUUCUAGUCGCGACCAAACGAAACGACAUUCCAUGUUCUCAUGUCACGUACAUCCAGACGGCUCACGUAUCGCAACCGGAGGUCUCGAUGCCAAAGUUCGAAUAUGGAGCACAAAACCUAUCUUGAAUGCAAAUUCAGAGGCUUCUGGUCGUCCCCCAAAGUCGUUAUGUACGCUCACCAUGCAUACUGGUCCUGUACUUACUGUACGAUGGGCACAUUCUGGGAGGUGGCUUGCUAGUGGUAGUGAUGACGAGAUUGUUAUGAUUUGGGACCUUGACCCAUCAGCUAAGGGAAAGGUUUGGGGCUCGGAUGAGGUGAAUGUCGAGGGAUGGAAACCCCUGAAACGUCUUCCAGGACACGAAAGUGACGUUACCGAUUUGGCUUGGGCUCCUGGCGACCGAUACCUCGCAUCUGUCGGCCUUGAUUCCAAGGUUCUAAUAUGGUGUGGUUUUACGCUGGAGCGGCUGCGAAAGCUCGAGUUACAUCAAGGCUUCGUGAAGGGUAUUUGCUGGGAUCCUGUGGGAGAAUUCCUUGCUACUUCUUCGGAUGAUAGAACAGUGAAGGUGUGGAGGACGAAGGACUGGGAGCUCGAGGCGGAGAUCAAGAAACCGUUCGAGGAUUCUCCGGGCACGUUCUUUAGACGAUUGAGCUGGUCACCAGAUGGGGCGCAUAUAACUGCAUCGAACGCCACAAAUAGCGGCGGUUACGUCUUCAUCGCUGCAGUAAUCUCUAGAGGGAGCUGGACUUCGGACAUCAGUCUAGUUGGCCAUGAAAACACUGUCGAAGUUGCGGCCUAUAACCCUCAUAUUUUCUUGCGAGAUCCAUCGCAACCGGUCAUGGCAUCCAAUAUAUGUUCGGUAGUAGCGCUAGGUGCAGACGACCGAUCUGUUUCCGUAUGGCAAACUAAAUCCGCAAGACCUCUUAUUGUGGCAAAAGAGGUAUUUGAGCGACAGAUCAUGGACCUUAGUUGGUCAAUGGAUGGAUUGAACCUCUAUGCAGUCUCCUCUGAUGGUACCAUGGCAGCAUUCAGCUUUGAUCCAGACGAACUCGAGGGUCUCGCGCCGCUCUCAGUACAAGAGAAAUAUCUUACCAAAUUCGGAUUCACACCACCUCCCCUUCCCGAGGGUUUCUCUCACGUCUCACAACGUCUAGCUGACCAACGAAUGACUCCACCACCUUCGCCAAAAAGAGCAGAACGAGCUAUGUCGCAAGACACAGCACAUUCAGCCUUCGACACUGGUGUCAACGGAUUUGGUGGCGAACGCGUCAACACUUUGGUGGCCAAACGGAAUACAAAGAAGAAACGAGUACAACCGACUUUCAUGGGUUCUCUUGGCGCCCCAAUCGUUCCGUCCGCAGCGAAUCACGACUUGACUGCCGUUGUGUCCAGACCGCCACCCUCUGCGGGUACAGUCACGAAUGGUCGAUCGUUCCAUGAAGUGACGGGUAUCGCGUCGUCAUCAAGGAUCCAACAACAGGUCUCGACGUCUACUGUGCAGUCUCCCAUCGCUGCUUCAAGUUCUUUCGCGGAGAGUCUGGACUUCUCUUUAGAUCUGCAGUACCCUCCGGGUGAUGAAGAUAUUGAUAUGAGCACCGACGUCCAGAUCAGCUCGCUGGAUACGAGCGGAAAAGCUGGUAAAGGAAAGCGCAAAGCUAACGUUGUGGACUUUCUUGAAGACCGCCCUAUCAAGCCCCGCACUCUUGGUGGGGACCGUGUACGUGAAACUGUGGCUGUCAAGGAGAUCUCUGGUGUGAGCGGGGCGAACGCUGCUGUGCUUGUGUCGCAAGCACUUGCCUCGGCUUCGUACGAAUCAUCGCUUGCAGGGCGACUGCCUAUACCCUCGUUGCUCAACUAUAUCAAGGCGACUGUUGAGGGAUCCGAAGAUGUAUUGGAAGGCCGAAAUUACGAGGAUGGUGAUAAACCGACCGAAGUUAUCUACGUUAGUGGCAAACAGACACAAUGGUUGGAUUACCUUUCUUCGCCUGUCCUGGGUCUUACAGCAACGUCCACUUUUUGCGCUGUUGCAACUCAGGAUGGUUCGUUAGGUGUCUACUCGCCAACGGGUAGGAAAAUCAUGCCAAUCGUUAGUCUUGGCUCUCCAUGUUCAGUGAUAAGCAGCUCCAAGAAUAUGUUAAUGGUCAUUACUUGGUCAGGAUCCGUACAUGUAUGGGACGUGAAGAAGCAACAUGCACUGUUCCCUCCUACAUCACUUUUCGCCGUCCUCGGCACCUCCCCCAACUGUACAGUCCUUUCCGCCUCCGUCCGACCAAAUGGUGCACCCGUAAUCCAGCUCUCCACCGGCGUAGCCUAUACAUACGACACCAGCCUGCUAGCUUGGAGCAAACUCAGCGACGGAUGGUGGGCCGAAGGUUCAGAUUCUUGGUCAGGCCGACAACGCGGUAACGCUCAAGUCGCCGCGCGGGGUCCCGUCAGUAGCGUAGAAAGCUCAAUAGCUGAACGCAUACCUCCCGUUGACGCUGUGAAAGAACGACCCAAUUGGUGGGGUGAUGCGCUUACGCUAGGGCAUUUGGAGAGUAGGAUGCACGCUGCGAAGGCUUUGGAUAGUCCUCAGGAGUAUAAGCAAGCUUUGGUAUUGUAUGCGAAGAAGAUUGCAGAUCAGGCGUAUAGGGCGAAAGCGGAAGAGUUGAUCAAAGAGCUCUUCGGGCCCGUGUAUUGGCGUCCUGGGCGAGAGGAAACGUGGUCUACCACUGUACUCGGCUUCUCCAAGCGAGACCUGUUGAAGGAUGUUUUGGCGGUAUUUGCACGAAGUAAGACCUUGCAGAAGUUGGCUGCUGAUUGGCAAGAUAUGUUGAAGAAAGCUGCACACGAAAGCUAGGCGUUGACCGGGACUGGUCAUCCUCUUUUUGUUGUGUCUUUGCUCUACGUGCGACUAUACUUGCUUUCUUUCUUUCCUGUGUUCUCACAUUUGCUAUGGACCGUUUCGCAGCAGUGAUGUUUGUAUAGCUUACUACAUUAUACCAGUAUAAUCACUGUAACGACAUCACGUUCUGGCAAAGCAGGAACGUAUACCGAGUUUUCAUGUCUGAGAGGUAGAUUUCUUAUUAGACUCCGCUUCCACUGUACGAAAUCCAAUAUUUCCCUCGGUACAAAUACGUUGAAAGUGUGCAGAGAAUUGGCGCCUCGCGAGCAUAGAGC
Somion occarium is the source of this 3380-nucleotide messenger RNA. Lineage: Eukaryota; Fungi; Basidiomycota; Agaricomycetes; Polyporales; Cerrenaceae. The record is from the annotation of a GenBank genome assembly.